This is a messenger RNA of Cyprinus carpio (common carp), 882 nucleotides long. RefSeq lists its product as uncharacterized. Lineage: Eukaryota; Metazoa; Chordata; Actinopteri; Cypriniformes; Cyprinidae. The record is from RefSeq and is a predicted model, not a curated record.
UCAUAGCUGUUGACAGAAUUUUUCAAAUUUGCAAAGAUGCAGGAGAAGGCACACUUAGGAAUAUAUGCACCUUUCUUGAGGUUCCAAUGUAAGUAUUUUUCCUCUCUAUUGAUGCAAAUUUGGGUUGUUGUUGUUGUAUACUCUUUGAUUAUGCCAAUUACUCCUUUAGGUUUAAUCCAGCAGAAAUGCUGUUCUUGACAGAGUGGGCCAACACAAUGCAUCCUGUUGCAAAAGUACUCGACAUCUUGCAAGCGGAAAUGAAUACACAGCUGGGGUGGCUGCUGCCUAGUGUCCAUCAGUUGAGCUUGAAACUUAUGCGAAUCCGCCAGUCUCUCAGGUACUGUGGCCCACUUGUGGAUGCCCUACAACAAGGAAUCCAAACACAAUUCAAGCGUAUGUUUGAAGAUCCCGAGAUCAUCGCAGCUGCCAUCCUUCUCCCUAAAUUUCGGACCUCUUGGACAAAUGAUGAAACCAUCAUAAAACAAGGCAUCAGACUGCAUCUGGAGCCUUUGCAUCACACUAAGGAAUUGGCCAACAGUUCAUCUGAUGAAGAUUUUUUCGCUUCUUUGAAACCAACAACUUAUGAAACCAGAAAAGAGUUGGAUGGAUAUCUGGCCUGUGUUUCAGACACCAGGGAGUCUCUGCUCACGUUCCCUGCUAUUUGCAGUCUCUCUAUCAAGACUAAUACACCUCUUCCUGCAUCGGCUGCUUGUGAGAGGCUUUUCAGCACUGCAGGAUUGCUUUUCAGCCCCAAAAGAGCUAGGCUUGACACUCACAAUUUUGAAAAUCAGCUUCUGCUCAAGUUAAAUCCGAGGUUUUACAACUUUGAGUAGCAUGUUGCAUACUGUCAUUAGAUAGUAGUCUUAUAGUUUGAUAAUUAAA